Messenger RNA from Sciurus carolinensis (gray squirrel), 3505 nucleotides. RefSeq names its product transmembrane protein 177 (gene Tmem177). The transcript has 2 exons. Lineage: Eukaryota; Metazoa; Chordata; Mammalia; Rodentia; Sciuridae. Bases 70 to 1005 code for a protein of 311 amino acids. The record is from RefSeq and is a predicted model, not a curated record.
CCGUUGCGCGCAUGUCUCAGCGUCCCCGGCAGCGGCAGAGCAGCCAGGUUGUCAGCAGUAGCAGCACUCAUGGCUGGUCCCCUGUGGCGGGUCUCAGCCUUCAUACAGAGACACAGGACAGCCCUUUUGGUGAGUUCCUGCGCAGGCCUGUUUGGAGCUCAAAUCUCGUACCACGUCUUCCCGGAUCCCAUGGUCCAGUGGCUCUACCAGUACUGGCCUCAGGGUCAACCGGCCCCACUCUCCUCAGAACUACAAAGCCUCUUCGAAGAGGUCCUGCAGGACAUGGGCGUUCCCUCUGACCACUGCUAUGAGCCCUUCACCACCUUUACCUUCCAGCCUGUGAGUGCCGGCUUCCCAAGACUCCCUGCUGGGGCUGUCGUAGGCAUCCCUGCCAGCUUCGUUGGUGGCCCAGUAACCAACACUGAUCAUCCUGUGGUCAUACACGGGCAAAGAGUAGACUGGCAGACCCCAGCAGGCACCCGGCUAAGAGAUGCCUUGACCCUAUCUCAUGACGCCCAGAAAUUUGCCUUGGCCAGAGAGGUGGUGUACCUGGAGAGCAGUGCAGCUGCCCUGCAGGCCCUGCCAGCCCCAGCUUGCCUGGCAGGAACCUGGGCACUGAGUGUGGGUGCCAAGCAUGCACUAGGGCUCUAUGGAGGCCCCAUGAACAUACGAGCUGCCUUCAACUUGGUGGCAGCAGUGGCAGGCUUUGUGGCCUAUGCCUUCUCCAUGGACUCUCUUACUCAUGCCCUGGAAGGUUGGCUGGACCGCCGCACGGCCUCCCUGUCUGCAGCCUAUGCCCGAGGUGGAGUGGAAUUCUAUGAGAAGGUUCUGUCAGGCAACCUGGCCCUGCGCAGUCUCUUGGGCAGACAUGGGGAGAAGCUGUAUACACCCAGUGGGAACGUUGUCCCCAGACACUGGUUCCGCAUCAAGCAUUUACCCUACACAACCCGCCGGGACUCUGUACUGCAGAUGUGGAGGCUAACCUUCAACCCAGGCCACUCCUGAGGUGCUCAUCACCAGGACAGUUCCAGCUCAUGCAAACACCACCCUGGCAUUGACUGGGGGAAUCCCUUAGGACUUCUGGACCCACAGCCCACAAUCAGAAAAAUGAUAGGCUUUGGAGUUAAAUAGUCUAGAGUCUACCCUCUCCUGCCACUUAUGAACUCAGUGACCUUGGGCAAGGUCCCUUUAUGAACCUGAGCCUUGGUUUUCUCAACGGUAAUGUGAAGAGGAUGUAAACUAACUCACGGGAUUAUAGGGUUGUGUGAAGUCAUGAAUAGGAGGACCUGGCAGAAAGAGUACCAUAAAUAAACAGGACACCACUCCUUUAUCUUUGAAUUCCAUUGGUUGUAGGAGUCAGGCCUCAUCUUACCAACUAAAGCUGCUGGUAGUAGUCAGCCCUUUCCUAUGGUGAAGAACCCUCCUCCAUCUCCCUAAUGGUCAAAUUCCAAUCUUUCUCCUCCACUGAGGUAGAGGUUAAAAGAUUUAAGAGGAUAAAAUGUGACUUUGGUGAGGUUUUCAGGGUAGCGUGCCAGUAGGGUCCUAUGGAUGCAAAUGGCACACCCAGAGAAGGGAAACCAAUGACGUGAUGGGGCACUGGGAAAGGCACUUGAAGGUGUUCCUGAAACAUGGCAGGAGCUCUGCCUGAGGUGGAGGAAAGAACAAAUGGUUACAAAACUGAGGCUCUGCUGGGGAGUCCAAAGCAGUCAGCCUCCUGGGGUGCAGAGCAUGUCAGGGCUUAGACAGCAGCGGGAGUUAAGUGGGGCAACUUUGCUUGGAGAGGACUGGGGAGAACAGGGUGGAGGCAGGCAGUGAACCAGGCACGUGUCACAGGAUCCAUGGGGCACUGUAUCCCUUGAACCGUUGUUUCCCUUGAACCUUCUGGUGGUACAGAAAGCAGCCCCCCAGCUUGAUCUUUGGACAGGAGACCCCUAUCCUAAGGGCAAAGUGAGGAGAGCUGUAAUCAGAGAUGUGACCAAGACUAAAUUGGCCAUUCAUGUCAUCCUUUCAUUGGAAAUUAUGUUUUUCCUGGAAGAGUGUUAAGAAUUCAGGCCUGGUGCCAGUAUAAUUCAGGACAAAGGGAUUAGGCCACACCCAGGGAAGGGCACUCAGUGGUGGCGACAGUUCCUGGCAAGAGACCUUGAGAGAAGAGUAAGCCAGGGUGGGCAUGGCACACCCUCCUGCUAGAGCCUCAGGGGCAUAGGCUGGAGCUCAGUGUGCUAUGCCAGGCUGCAAGUACCUCUGCCAGACCUGGGCUGGCUGAGGACAGGGGACCCCUGCUCAUCUCACAGGUCCCUGGUGCCUAGAACAGCAUAGGGCGUGGGCUUGAUGAGUACAGAGAUAGAUGAGGUAGAACUAGGUGAGUGAGAAUCCACCCUGGCAGAUACCAUUUCACAGGGCUCCUUGGGAUAUCACCUAGCUUUGCUGCUGCUGUACAUCAAGGACCAUAAGGCCAUGGGGGUCAAAUAUAGAGUCUGAAUUUGAUGGAUUCCACCUUCUCACCCAUCUACUUUUCAUCUUGGCAGGCGCCAAGUUGGCAGCAUCAGGCCUUCAUGCUGAUCUGCCUAAACAGGAAGGUAAGUGCUAUGAUUUGGAUGUGGUUUCUCCCCCAAAGGUUCAUGUGGUAGAAGUUGCUCUGUGCAGCAGUACUAAAAAGUAGAACUUCAGUAGGUGGGACCUAGUGAGGGAUAAUUAGGUCACUGGGGGCAUCACCCUCAGAAAGUAUUAAUACUGGUCUCUGGACGUGAGCUCUGGUGAGAGCAAGCUGUUAUUUAAAAAUAAUAAGACUGGCCACCCGCCACCCACACUUCCUGUCUUGUCAUGUGAUCUUUCCUACUUGAAUGCACUCCCACCAUUAUGAUGCCAUCUGCCCUCACCAGAGAUGAGAAACUGGUCCCAUGUUCUUGGACUUCCAGAAUAGCAACUAAAUAAACCUGUUUUCUUUAUAAAUUACUCAGCUUCAGGUAUUUUGUUAGGAAAACAGAAGAUAAACUAAGAAAGGUAGCCCCAGUAUGGGGCAGAGUAAACCCCAAAACAGUUGCUUACUCUCUCCCUCCACUCCCAAGUCAAAAUCUUUGUCUCCACCCAUGGGUUCUUCUUAGUCCCCACACAUGCUUUACAUGCCACCUACCUCCAAAAACUAGGCUUCCAAAGCCUUCACCCUGUGUGUUGUGUGUAUGUGUGUUGCCCCUUCACACCACAGCUACACAUAACAUGCUUCUUCAGACACAGCCAGAACACAAAACAGAGUUCCAGAGUCAUCCUGAUCCUGGCUGGUCCCACUGUCUCUGUCCCUUUUGGCGUCCACAGUGCAGGGCCCAAUCUGAAGUUGAGCACACACAUGGAGGCUAUUGCAGCACAUGAAGACUGGGGAGGGUAUAUAGUAGAUCAGUUCCCAGGCUAGGGAUGAAGUUCAGUGGUAGGGCACUUGCCUAGCUGCCUAGCAUGUAAGAGGCCCUGAGUUCAGUUCCCAGAAUGGCAAAAAAGAUAAAUAAAUAAAUAAAAA